UUUCCAGAAAACUGGAAUUUACCAUUUUCUUUCUCUUCAGACCAAUAACAAAACAAGACCAAGACCCAUUUAGUAUUUACCCUUUUCUUGACAUGAAACAAAACAAAAGUAACAUACUUUACAAACCCAUAUGGUAUUUUUUUUGGAGCUCUCUAGUCUCUACUUUCUACCUUCUGUCUAUUACAAUUUCAUUUAUAUCCCCAGAAUAACACGGUGAAGUAUGAAGAACAUAAACACAGCUUCUUAUUCUAUGGCAGAAACCAGUACUAGUACCAGUGCUAGCAACAAAAACAUGAAGGGAUCACCAAUAACCAACUUAGCUCCAGACCAACUCUUUUCAAUCCUGCUACUUCUGCCUAUAGAUUCAAUUCUUGCCUUCGCUAUGACUUGCAAGAGAUUCAAGGCUCUUGCAUGUUCUGACACUCUCUGGGAGUCCAUAUGCAGGAGGGACUGGGGUCCCAGCUCUGUUGAUGUACUCAAGUCUUCAAAUUUUCAAUUUCAGCUGCAAUGGAUGAGGCUUUACAGGCAAAUCUCUAAACUUGAGUCUGUUUCUUGCCAUAAGAUGACUUACCCUGAUGGUGAAUUUGAGCUCCCAAAACCAAGAGCUUCUCACUCUCUCAACUUUGUGUCUGAUUGUCUUGUCUUGUUUGGUGGUGGCUGUGAAGGAGGACGACAUCUUGAUGACACAUGGGUGGCUUACAUUGGUAAAGAUUUUGAGAAGAUGCUGAAGUGGCAGAAGGUUAAUUCAGGCCUUCCAAGUGGGAGGUUUGGGCAUUCAUGUGUUGUAAUUGGUGAUUUCCUUGUUCUGUUUGGAGGAAUCAAUGACCAUGGAAACCGUCAAAAUGAUACCUGGCUGGGACAAGUGACACGCCAUGAGACUUUAGGCAUUACUUUAUCAUGGACGCUGCUUGAUGUGGGAACCAUUGCACCACCCCCACGAGGUGCACAUGUUGCAUGUUCCAUUGAUAAUAAGUUUAUGCUUAUUCAUGGAGGGAUAGGACUGUCUGGCCUCAGAUUGGGUGAUACAUGGGUUUUAGAACUCUCAGAAAAUCUUUGCUUUGGAACAUGGCGCGAGAUUGUGACUUGUCCAUCACCUGCUGCUCGUUCAGGACACUCAUUGACUUGCAUUGGGGAUUCACGGGUAGUUUUAUUUGGAGGAAGAGGAUUGGGUUAUGAGGUGCUCAAUGAUGUUUGGCUCUUGGAUAUGUCUGAGGAUAUUCUGAAAUGGGUACAAAUACAAUAUGAAUUGCCAAAUAUACCUGGAGGAGUUUCCCUUCCACGAGUCGGUCACUCAGCUACACUGAUUUUAGGAGGCCGGUUGCUUAUAUAUGGUGGGGAAGAUUCAUACAGACACAGGAAAGAUGACUUCUGGGUAUUAGAUGUUAGUGCAAUCCCUUCCAUUAGCAUGCAGCCAACCACACUGAACUCCAAGGAAAUAUUGGCAAAAAUGUGGAAAAGGUUGAAGGCAAGUGGUUAUAAACCUAAUAGUCGGUCAUUUCAUCGAGCCUGUGCAGAUCAUUCCGGGCGUUACUUGUAUGUUUUUGGUGGAAUGGUAGAUGGUUCGCUUCAACCUGCUGAAUCAUCUGGGUUGAGAUUUGAUGGGGAGCUUUUCCUUGUGGAGCUUGUGCUUCAGCUCUAAAUAAGGAUAAGAGAAUAGAAAGAAAGGAGAUGAGAUGAGUACUUUGCAAAUGCCUAUUAUGCUGCAUUUUGUAUAUAGUAGCAGCUGGUGUUUAUAUCUUUUGUGAAUUGACAUUUUCAGAAUAAGUAGGCCUGUGUUGCAGCAAUGUUUUUGAGAGUAAGCUAUGAGAUAUAAAAGAACCAACCAUGUAUUUGAACUGAUGCAACACCUUGUUGCCUUUAGCUAAUGUUCUUCUAAACAAAAUCUUGGAUAUGACUUAAUUAUAAACUUUUCUA
Molecule: messenger RNA, 1914 nt
Organism: Quercus lobata
Lineage: Eukaryota; Viridiplantae; Streptophyta; Magnoliopsida; Fagales; Fagaceae
Product: Kelch repeat-containing F-box family protein
Exons: 2
Coding region: 221-1639 (472 amino acids)
Molecular function (GO): protein binding
Source: RefSeq, a predicted model, not a curated record